UUUUAAGCUUCUGAGCAUGCGCCUGUCUAGUUCCUUCGGUGUCUGCAGUUUGAAGAGUGCUGGAGAAAGAUGGCAAAGAUGCUGCACGUGUUUCUAGUUCUGGCUCUGCUGGCACUGGGCUCAGGAGAAGAGGGCGCCCGUUUGCUGGCCUCCAAAUCCCUGCUGAACCGCUAUGCUGUGGAAGGUCGGGACCUGACCCUCCAGUACAACAUCUACAACGUGGGUUCCAGCGCUGCUCUGGAGGUGGAGCUGUCUGAUGAUUCUUUUCCUCCUGAAGAUUUUGGAAUUGUUUCGGGAAUGUUGAAUGUGAAAUGGGACCGAAUUGCUCCAGCAAGCAAUGUCUCUCACACAGUUGUGUUGCGCCCCUUGAAGGCUGGGUACUUUAAUUUUACCUCAGCUACUGUCAGCUACCUGGCCCAGGAGGGAGGGCAAGUUGUGGUCAGUUACACCAGCGCCCCGGGACAGGGAGGCAUCCUGGCUCAGAGAGAGUUUGACCGGCGCUUCUCUCCACACUAUCUGGACUGGGCUGCAUUCGGCGUGAUGACUCUGCCCUCCAUUGGUAUCCCUCUGCUCCUUUGGUACUCCAGCAAGAGGAAGUAUGACUCACCAAAGAGCAAGAAGAACUGAGAAGGCUCCACUGCAUUCAAGAAAAGGGGUUGAGGGUGGGGAGGGAAGUAAAAGGGUUUUGUGAUCUGGGAAAAGCUUAAUAAGAGAUACUGGGGGCGACGGCUAAAACUUGGUGACCAACGGACUUGAUUGUGGUUUGAUCGAACAAUGUUUAAGAGAACUUUGGAGCAGCAAGCAGAAGGUGUUUCUUCAUAUCUGCAAAUGCGUUCAUGUGACAAAACGAUUACAUUAUGCUGUUUUCCACCACAAGAACUAGCGGGUGAAGCUCAGGAGCAGCUCUUGUCAGAUGUCCUUUGUGGCCUUUUUGGGAGGGGAAAAAAAAAGUACUUACCCCAGAGUGGGUACUGCUGUGCAGGGCUUGAUGCUGAUUUGCUUGCAGUUUAACCAUUCAGAGGUUAGAUUGAAUCUCUAAGCUUUAAUCUUCUCUCUCAAACAUUACCUUCAGCAAUACAAAAUUCAGAGAAUAGUCUGACACAACGAACAGCAGCCAGCUUGAAGGAGACCACAAAGAUCCUGGGAUUAUGUACCAAUGAUCCUUCCAUUGCUGCCAGUUAUUGAGCACUGCACCUCAUGAGUCCUUCAACACACGUCCUGAGUUCCUGCAGUGGAAAAGUGGCUAAUAGCAGUUACUACUGUAACAGCUGUGUGUAAUUUUAUAACUGUGUAACUAAUGACCUGAUGUGACAUUUUGUCAGUUGUUGAACUUCAAAAUAAAAGGAUACUUUUUUUUUUUUUUUUUUUAAAUUGACCCUGA
This is a messenger RNA of Archocentrus centrarchus (flier cichlid), 1381 nucleotides long. RefSeq names its product signal sequence receptor, beta (gene ssr2). Gene Ontology annotation, cellular component: membrane; endoplasmic reticulum. The record is from RefSeq and is a predicted model, not a curated record. Bases 70 to 627 code for a protein of 185 amino acids. NCBI's taxonomy places the organism in Eukaryota, Metazoa, Chordata, Actinopteri, Cichliformes, Cichlidae. The transcript has 6 exons.